UGCUGCUGCUGGACCGGUGCAUAAAUAUAGGUAAUAGUCUUGCGUAGCAACUACCAUCUCUGUCCGGCUGCUGCGCUGCCAAGUUUUAUAUAUAUAUUUCUUUUUUCUCCGGGUGCUGCUGUAAAACCGUAAACAAAAGGUAUAAGAACUCAUUUGCCUCCUCCUUCUCCCGACUCCUUCCCAUGUGUGUGUAGCAGUAGAGGGAUGUGUGUGAGCUGCAUACCAAAGCCAGCUGCUUUUUUAGUCAUCACGAGGGGAAAAGGUAAAAAAGAAGAUGGAGGAACUCUUGAUAAAAAAAAAAUAGGGAGAGAAAUAUCUAACUAGGCCUAUAAGAAAAAUGACGUUGUAGUAUAAUGACGUUAGAUUUCCAAGAAGAAGAUGAAAAUGAUUUUCUUUUGAUCAGCGCAUUUUUACGGUCAAUGUCUUUUGCGGAGAAAGAAGAAGAAGAAGAAAGAAGCUGGUCGUCGGUCGUGUUUCUUUUGCCACUGCUUUUAUUACUGCUUGGUGCAGCUUCUUUUUUUGGCCAUCUUGCCCAGCUCCUAUUCACCAGCCGAGGAGAGACACUACUAUAAGGUAGCCGCCAUGAUGGGGCUGGGCUGCCGUAACACCGAAGUGGAAGGAGAAGAAAGAAAAAGAAUAAAAGAGGAGGAAAGAAGAAGAAGAAGAAGAGAAGAGAGAGAAGAUAGAAAAAGAACAAGAAACCCGUGUGUGUGUGUUACGUUGGCAUGUCGCAGGUAGAUACGCCAGAGGGUUCCUCCUUCUCCUGGACGCUCUGCAUGUGUGUGUGUGUAAGGGCUCCCAGGUAGUAGUCAGAAAAGAGGGGAAGAGAAUAAGAAGAAGCAGAAGAAGAAGAGGGGAGAGAGAGAGAGACGGGAGGUGAUGUGGUAGCGCGCAAUAAGAGGGCAGAAAACACAGGUAAGAAGGAGGCCGAAUAUGGAGAGAGAAGCUGUUGGGUUACUCUGUCCUCAUUCCCUCCCUUUCUCUAUCUCUUAUAAGAAGUUCACCAGCAAACACACCCGUUCCCCCCUUCCCACCCCACUCGAACCACCCUACUCCCUUAUAAGCAACUUCUUUUUUGUUUUCUUUCUUAUCACGCGGAGGGGCAGCCAAGUUGUUAUGCGCGCCCCAAGAAGAAGGAGGGAGGAGCAGGAGCAACACACACACGAGAAGUUCCAAGUUAGGAGACUGAAGAAGAAGGGGGGGGGGGAAGAAGGGGGGAGGAGCAGGGCGGUCGAAGGAGAAAAAAAAAACGUACGUACACCGGAGGCAACAGGUAGCUUGAUAGACCAGUCUGUUGUGCCGCGCCGGGACGGAUUCACGCUACCGACCGGAUAUGUUCCAGUCAUCGUCUUGAGACAGAGCAGCACAGCAGCAAAGUUUGAGACUCUUCCAGGCUCCGACAAAUCAUUUCCAUUUCGUGUCCUCCGAAUUUUUGAUUAUCUCGAAACUUACCGUGUCGUUUUCUGUGAGUUGCGUGUGUGUCACAUUUGAAUUUUUGUCUUUUUCUCACGUUUGAUUUUUUAUUUUCUGGGAAAAAGAAAUUUGGUUGUCGAAUUUUCAAGUUUCUUUGAUUUUGUUGUUGGUUUCUUCUAAUAACCUCCGGCGGAUGUCUACUUGGUAGUUAUACACUAGUAGCAGCUCAAUAGCAGUUUAGUUUAGAAGUUGUUGGAUGUGCAGAUGUGAAACAGCUGCUGGCGUUCCACGUUCAGUUUCCAGUGUCUUGCGGCCUCCUCGCCGCUGCUUUCGUGCUUUUUUGUGUGUGUGUCUGGUUCGGCCGUCUCUGCUGCUGGCCAACGACGACGUUUCGUCAGCCAAGAAGAAGAAGAAGAAGAAGAAAGUGCUUCUGUUUGUUGCAUCGACAAUCGGCCAUUUCUCCAAAGUGGAACAACUUCUCGGUUAAUCGCCGAGCAAUUUCAGUGGAAUUCCAUCGUCUGAUUUUCUCAGUCGAGGCAUCAGGUUGAAGAGGUCGACCUACCACCAAGGAUAUUAUAACAACAUCUGCACGGAGGCAGAAAUUAGGAGCCGAAUCAGGUUUCCUACAUACUGGAGUGCCCGAAAGGAAGGAAGGAAGAGAUAAGGAAAAUUUGUGUUGCCCCUGAGACAGUGGCGCUUAUGUCUCCGGAUUGAACAGUCGCGCCUACGUUGCGCUCCUGAAUCCCAGCCCCGUUUGAUAGUUUUUCGGUGGAUUGUGUGACCCAGCGUUUAGGAAAACGAGAACUCAAAGGACGUCGGGAUCAUGGCCGACUCGAAGGAGUCGCGUUUGUCGUCGUCCGGUUUCAUGGCGCCGCCGCCGCACGGACUGGGCGGCUAUCCGCACGUUAUGCACAUGUCGGCCGCUCACGCGGCCGGACUGAGGGAAGUGUCGGCCUUCCGGCCGGUGGUGCCGUCGCGAUCGGUGGCCAACAUCAUGCCGUCCUUCCUGGACGAGAGCUCCUCGUCGCAGAAGGCCAGCAGCAGCAGCACCGAUGCGGCCAGCGGCAAGAACAAUUUCGACUACUCCAACAGCAGCAGCAGCAACAACCCGACAGGGUCCAGCCGAGACAAAAACGGUGGCAACGGACCCCCUGCCACUGCGACAAGUUUGCGCCCGGGUGACAAAAGGACGGCCGAGGAAUCCUCGUUGGGUCCGCCGCCAGCCCAUCCGCCACCACCGUCGUCGUCCUCCUCUUCCUCAUCUUCUUCCUCGUCGUCCUCCAACCGCCGACCGGCCGGAGGCAACGGAGGAGGUGGUCGAGUCCUCGAGCCCCUGGCUGCCUCAUCCGCAUUCGCGCUGGGCAAAUCGGGUCCGUUCCCCGUGUUCCCGCCCUCUCAGUCGCAGCACCAGCAGUCGGGACACCAGCAGUUCGCUGGGCACUACGACACUUUCUCGCCCGUUUUCUCGUCGCCUUUUGACCGCCGUUUGAUUUCGCGCGGGAGCGGAGGCGGCGGAGUCUCCUCUUCGUCGUCGUCGGCCGUCUCUUCCGGCAUCGCUCCCGGCCGCGCUUCCCGCCCCAAGAAGCAAUUCAUCUGCAAGUUCUGCAACCGCCAGUUCACCAAGUCCUACAAUUUGCUCAUCCACGAGCGGACCCACACCGACGAGCGGCCCUACUCUUGCGACAUUUGCGGAAAGGCCUUCCGCCGACAGGAUCAUCUCCGUGACCACCGUUACAUCCACUCGAAAGAGAAGCCGUUCAAAUGCGCCGACUGCGGCAAGGGUUUCUGCCAAUCGCGGACGCUGGCCGUCCACCGCAUUCUGCACUUGGAGGAGUCGCCGCACAAGUGCCCAGUCUGCGCCCGCAGCUUCAACCAGCGCUCCAACCUCAAGACCCAUUUGCUGACGCACACGGACCUCAAACCAUACGAGUGCUCCUCUUGCGGCAAAGUCUUCCGGCGCAAUUGCGACUUGCGUCGCCACGCCCUGACUCACGCCGUCGGCGACGUCGGCACCGAGAGCGAGAGCAACGACACUUCGCUCCACUCGCCCGGAUUGCAGCCGUCGAUCGUCGUCAAAUCGUCCGGCGGGAUGUCGUUGGUCCACUCCAACCGCCCGUCCGACCUGGAGGCCGGUCCCAGCGGCUCCAAAUCGGCCAUGGAUUACGUGGACACGUCGGAAGAUUCGUCCGACUCUUGCGAUUCCUUCAUCUCAGUCACCUCGUCUCCCGUGCCGACCUCCUCGGCGGCCGCCCUACUCCGCCAGACGGAAGCGGCAGCAGCCGCUGCGGCCGCCGCCGCCAGCGCCACCAAGGAUGUCGACGUCAACCCGGAAAUUGUCCGCUUACCUCCUCAACCACCUCCACCUUUAGUCCAGUUGUUACCGCCUCCUGCCCCUCCAGCAGCCCGUCCGAUGAAUCCGUCACGGCCGUCCGGCUUCAGCAUAGAGGACAUUAUGCGUCGCUAAAAAACAAAAUGAACCGAACGACACACGAAGAAGAGAAGAAAAUUGACGUUCCUUUUUCGUUUCGUUUGAGUGUGUCCGAGUCGACGUCCGAUACGUAUAAAAUGUACAGCACCUUCGACGAGCGUGAAACAAACAAUUUGCCCGAUGUGAGUGUUGAACCCGAGACGAGUUUUGUGACGAGCGCCAAACGGUUUGAACGUUUUGAAACUUUUUUCCCACAAAAUACGGCGCUGAUGACCGAUCUCAGCAGCAGCCGACAAACAACAUUCGCGAUGUGUGGUGUGCGCUUCUGUGAUAUACUCAAUCGUUUUUUAUUUUGAUUUUUCUAAAUUUUUUAAAUUCGAGAAUUUUAUUUCCUUAUAUUUUCUUAUUCUUCUUUUUCGACCCAUAUCCCAACGCCCGACGUUCACGGAGGAAAUUUAACACAAAAAAAAACAAUCUUUUAAAAAAUGCAGGAGAUAUCAACGCUAUGACUAUUCUACUAUCGUGCAAAGUAGUUUGGAUCGUGCCAAAUCAUUCCCAAAAUUUUCUUCUUUAUCCAAAUUUUGUUUUCCCAGUUCUUUUUAUCUUCUUCAUAUUCCCGCCUUUGAUGAUUUUCUGUUUUCUGCCCCGGUCUCUCUCUCUCUGUGCUCGUGUCUUGCUCUUAUCGAGAAGAGAUUUGUACACACACGCACUUGAUCAUCUUCUUCUCUAUUCCCGUUUUUAGCUCUCUCUCUCUGCGUGCAGUAUCUCAUGUGAUGAAGGAUAUGCUCGGCUGUGGAAGUUUUUUUUUUCGUGACAGCAGCUGCUGGUAAAUGAACAUAAUCCCAAUGGCUGUCGAUUUCUCCUUGUAAAAAAAGAAAAAAAUUGCCUCUCUCUCUCUACUCUUUUUUUGAAUAGAUAAUACAAGUACAGAGGGAAGUGUAUAGUUGCAUAAUAAAAAGGCAGAAGAAACGAGGAAUGGAAUGAAUGUGUGGGGGAUAAAGAGUUUAGAAGAAAGAAAGAAAGAAAAAAAUAACUACACAGGCAGCAGCAGCAGCAGCCUCACCAACUGACUGGAAUGAUGCUACUCAUUCCGCUGCUGUUGCUGCUUCCACUUCUUCUUUUUAUUUUUUUUAUUUUUAAAGCUCUGACGCUCUCAGGUGCGCGCGCUGACGACCAUCUGUGGCCUUCCUGCUGGGAUUGUAUAGGUUUUCUCCGAGGCACACAACAAUUUUUUUUCUUCUUUCUCAUUUUUGGGGUUGUUUUUUUUUUGUCUUCUUCAGUUUCUUUUCAGUUUUCACUCAAGACUCUCGCUACUCUCCCCCUGGAAAAAAAAGAAAUCCCGAGACCCCACCUUUAACCAUCUCUAAAAAUACAAACAGGUUGAAUGGAUAAGAAUAGACGAAAUUCCAAUCUCUUCUUGUCUAUAACAAAGAAUAUGAAGAACCCCCACGAUAAAAUAAUAGUUAUGUAAGUUUCACAGACAGAGAGAGAGAGAGAGAAUGCCAACGCAGAAAGGAGAAUAAGAAAUGUCUUGUGUGUUUUGCUGUUAUCGAAAACCUCAAUUGUAAGGAAGGAGAAGAAAAAAAAAAAACAAUUUGCGAUCAAUCAACCAGUGCGGGAUCAUAUCGUGCAUGUGUGUGUGUGUGUGUGUCUGUUCAAAUUUCUUUUUGUCCGUCUCUAUAUUUUUUUUGUCUGUGUCGUGUACUGUGUCUGUUAUAUAUCUAUAAUAUGCUGGUGAAUACAAAAAUCAGGUAUUCAUGUU
Molecule: messenger RNA, 5603 nt
Organism: Daphnia pulex (common water flea)
Lineage: Eukaryota; Metazoa; Arthropoda; Branchiopoda; Diplostraca; Daphniidae
Product: protein bowel-like
Exons: 3
Coding region: 2237-3877 (546 amino acids)
Biological process (GO): regulation of transcription by RNA polymerase II; embryo development
Cellular component (GO): nucleus
Molecular function (GO): RNA polymerase II transcription regulatory region sequence-specific DNA binding; DNA-binding transcription factor activity, RNA polymerase II-specific
Source: RefSeq, a predicted model, not a curated record